CUCCUGCUCUCUCCUCUCUUGGCCAAGGUACUGCUGGCUCUCCACAACCUCUUUGCUGAACUCUGUGCACAUUUCCAACACAUCCUGAACAAUUUGUUUAUUAAAGCAGCGAACUCUGUAAUCCUUAACUUGUUCUUCAAGGGAGGUACCCGCUGCCACAGGGACCUUGCCUCCGCCAACACCAGAGGUACCUGCUUCUACAGGGUUUCUGUCGCCGCUCUCACUAUAGGGUCCAGUUGGUACAGGGGCGCUGACUCCGCUUUCCUCAUAUAAUCCAGAUGCUACAGAAGCCCUGGCUUCACAAUCAGAGGGCCCCGUUGAUAUACAGGUUUGGUCUCUGCUUCCACUGGUGGGUGCUGCCAUGUCCAAAGCUCCUGUGGCUACAAGGACACUGUUUCUUUUAUCAGGGAAGAGUCCAACUGUGAUCUCACCAGAGGUCUUGCUUUCACAGGGGGUCCUGGGUGCUGCAGGGUUUGUGGCUCUUUUAUCAAAGGUGGGCCCCAAUAUUACAGGAGCCCUCUCUUCACUGGGGGUCCGUGCUUCCCUCUCACCUGGGGGGCUGGUUUCCCUCUCACUGGGGGCCCCGGGUGCUGCUGGGCUCCUGGCCCCCCUGUCACGGCUAGGCUCGGUUGCUGGGCCUGCUGUUGCCUGGCCCCGGCCGCUUGUCUCGGUUUCCCCCGCUCGGGGCAGGGAGUUCCUGGGCUUCUUCUUGUGGGAGCUCCCUUCGGCCCGCGGGGGCCUGGCAGGGACAGCUCCCCCUGACCGCGUGACUCUCCGGCCAUUGUCCGCUCCGGCGGGAUAUUCCGCACUGCCAUCCUGCACCGCACCGCCGGACCCCCGCGUCCUCCGCACAGCCGACAGCCGCGGGCUGCGUUUCACGUUUGCCGCCAUUUUUGAAAUUCGAACACUCUCCCCCGGAAGCUAACACAGCACCAAACACGGCUCGGGCGGAAACACUGACCGCCAACAUUAGUUCCGGACAAAUUCAUUCCUAGUGGCUCUCCGUGACAUUCUCUGCCUGCUGGAGCGUGCACAGCCCAGAGUGCCCAGUCACCAGGACGGCUUCCAGCAUGGAGAGGGACAGGGGACUGGUAGACUGUCACUGUCAUCUGUCUGCCACAGAAUUCAGCCAUGUAAGAGUGGGUCACAUUAAUAAUAUAUAAACAGAAUUCAGCCAUGUAAGAAUGGUCACAUUAAUAAUAUAUAAACAGAAUUCAGCCAUGUAAGAGUGGGUCACAUUAAUAAUAUAUAAACAGAAUUCAGCCAUGUAAGAGUGGGUCACAUUAAUAAUAUAUAAACAGAAUUCAGCCAUGUAAGAGUGGGUCACAUUAAUAAUAUAUAAACAGAAUUCAGACAUGUAAGAGUGGGUCACAUUAAUAAUAUAUAAACAGAAUUCAGCCAUGUAAGAGUGGGUCACAUUAAUAAUAUAUAAACAGAAUUCAGCCAUGUAAGAAUGGUCACAUUAAUAAUAUAUAAACAGAAUUCAGCCCUGUAAGAGUGGGUCACAUUAAUAUAUAAACAGAAUUCAACCAUGUAAGAGUGGGUCACAUUAAUAAUAUAUAAACAGAAUUCAGCCAUGUAAGAGUGGGUCACAUUAAUAAUAUAUAAACAGAAUUCAGCCAUGUAAGAGUGGGUCACAUUAAUAAUAUAUAAACAGAAUUCAGCCAUGUAAGAAUGGUCACAUUAAUAAUAUAUCAACAGAAUUCAGCCAUGUAAGAGUGGGUCACAUUAAUAAUAUAUAAACAGAAUUCAGCCAUGUAAGAGUGGGUCACAUUAAUAAUAUAUAAACAGAAUUCAGCCAUGUAAGAAUGGUCACAUUAAUAAUAUAUAAACAGAAUUCAACCAUGUAAGAGUGGGUCACAUUAAUAAUAUAUAAACAGAAUUCAGCCAUGUAAGAAUGGGUCACAUUAAUAAUAUAUAAACAGAAUUCAACCAUGUAAGAGUGGGUCACAUUAAUAUAUAAACAGAAUUCAGCCAUGUAAGAGUGGUCACAUUAAUAAUAUAUAAACAGAAUUCAGCCAUGUAAGAGUGGGUCACAUUAAUAAUAUAUAAACAGAAUUCAGCCAUGUAAGAGUGGGUCACAUUAAUAAUAUAUAAACAACUCAGCCAUGUAAGAGUGGUCACAUUAAUAAUAUAUAAACAGAAUUCAGCCAUGUAAGAGUGGGUCACAUUAAUAAUAUAUAAACAGAAUUCAGCCAUGUAAGAGUGGGUCACAUUAAUAAUAUAUAAACAGAAUUCAGCCAUGUAAGAGUGGGUCACAUUAAUAAUAUAUAAACAACUCAGCCAUGUAAGAGUGGGUCACAUUAAUAAUAUAUAAACAGAAUUCAGCCAUGUAAGAGUGGGUCACAUUAAUUAAUAUAUAAACAGAAUUCAGCCAUGUAAGAAUGGUCACAUUAACAAUAUAUAAACAGAAUUCAGCCAUGUAAGAGUGGGUCACAUUAAUAAUAUAUAAACAGAAUUCAGCCAUGUAAGAGUGGGUCACAUUAAUAAUAUAUAAACAGAAUUCAGACAUGUAAGAGUGGGUCACAUUAAUAAUAUAUAAACAGAAUUCAGCCAUGUAAGAAUGGUCACAUUAAUAAUAUAUAAACAGAAUUCAGCCAUGUAAGAAUGGGUCACAUUAAUAAUAUAUAAACAGAAUUCAGCCAUGUAAGAAUGGUCACAUUAAUAAUAUAUAAACAGAAUUCAGCCAUGUAAGAGUGGGUCACAUUAAUAAUAUAUAAACAGAAUUCAGCCAUGUAAGAGUGGUCACAUUAAUAUAUAAACAGAAUUCAGACAUGUAAGAGUGGACACAUUAAUUAAUAUAUAAACAGAAUUCAGCCAUGUAAGAGUGGGUCACAUUAAUAAUAUAUAAACAGAAUUCAGCCAUGUAAGAGUGGUCACAUUAAUAUAUAAACAGAAUUCAGCCAUGUAAGAGUGGACACAUUAAUUAAUAUAUAAACAGAAUUCAGCCAUGUAAGAAUGGUCACAUUAGUUAAAUGGACACUAUAGUCACCCAGACCACUUCAGCUCAAUGAAGUGAUCUGGGUGCCAGGACCCUCAGGUUUUAACCCUUCACAUGUAAACAUAGCAGUUUCAGAGAAACUGCUAUGUUUACAUUGCAGGGUUAAUCCAACCUCUAGUGGCUGUCUUCCUGACAGCCGCUAGAGGCGCUUCUGCGACGCUGGAUGCAAAAUUCGCAUCCAGCGUGCAGAGCGUUAGAAUUAACAUUUUUGCACAAUUAAAACACCACUGGGAUCAAUGAGAAACCGAUGUCACAAAAACACAUAACCUCUAAUAACUUGUAAUGUUUUGUUAUUCAACUCAAGUGCCUUGUACUUUAAUAAAUUUACUGUUAUAAUGGAUGGAUAUCCCCCCUUUUUCUCCCCCAUCUCCCAGUUUUUACCCUUCCUUUCCCUUCCCUAAUACAUUGUUCUUUAUUAUUUGUAAAUUCUGCAAAAAAAAAAUUCAAUAAAAAUUAUUUGAAAAGAACGUUAGAAUGCGUGCGCGACUCUUGCCACGCAUGCGCAUUCCGCUCCACUCGGGAGCUGACGUCGGCAGGGGAGGAGAGGUAACCGGCGCUGGAUUAAGGUAAGCUGUUGAAGGGGUUAUUACCCCUUCAGCGCCAAGGGAGGGGGACCCUGAGGUUAAGGGUCCCCCAAGGAUGACAUAGUGUCAGGAAAACGGGUUUGUUUUCCUGACACUAUAGUGAUCCUUUAAUAUAUAAACAGAAUUCAGCCAUGUAAGCGUGGAGGCAGGACCAAGAUAUCAGCAGCCUUCAUGCCAUUAGACUCAUCAUUAGGUCCCUGAGUUCCCUUUGGUUGGAGCAGGUAUCUCAGAUUCAUCCACUAUGCACCCAACUGGUCCAAAAAGUUAUUUAUUGUAGCAGAGAAGUGUAGAAUGCUUUAACAUUGGGAAGUGUUCGAUUAGUGUGUAUAGUUUUGUAAUGUAUUGUAUUUAUUAUAUUAAACGGAUCAACACCAAGCUCAUCUUACAGUUAAAGAGUUACUCCAAGUACCAUGACCACCUCAUUGUUUUAAAGUGGUGAUGGUGCAUGGAAUCGGUAUGCUCAGCGAUUUGCUGUGAAACUCUGCACAUACCAAGUUUAACUCCUUGAGGUGUAACUCGACCUCCGGCAUUGUCAAUAUCAAGCGUCCUGGGCUGGCUAAUGUCAAUUCUGCACAAAUUCUUUGCAGACUCAUUAUUUAAAAAUUAAAUAAUUUUAAAAAUGUUAAUCCGGAAUUUAAAAAUAGCACAGCUUUUAUCUGAUUUUUAGCUACCGUUCGGAUUGUGCCAAGACAGCAUACAUAACAGUUUUCCUUUAAGACUAGCGCAAAAAAUUCUGUAGUUACAAUUUCCUUUUUAAAACAUUUAAUCUGUGUUGAAUGGCUUGGAUUCAUGCAUUGAACUACAGUUUUUUUGCAAGCUGUCAGUUAAGCCAUGACUGCCGUAAGCUUUUCAUUGAUCCUUUAGGUCAUUACGAACAAACGUUUAUUUAUCCACAUGCUUGUUUGACAAGUAGCUAAAAAAGGUAAUUUUUUUUCUUGCUUUGGAUAUAUUUACAGGACAUUGAUAGAGUUUUGGAAGAUGCAAAGAAGGUGGGUAAUUUUGUGACUCAGCCUACAUGGUAGAACAACUGUGAUCGUCAGAUAAUAUUCUAAAGUGCUCUGUAGUGGGUAAGAUGUCCCUUUAAAAGAAAAAUAAACUUCUUGACACCAGCUAAUUUGGAUUGUGCAGGCAUAUGGAUAAAGAAUGUAGAUUAAAGUUACGGGUUCUUGAUCCAAACCGUAAUCUUUUCAUCUGGUAUAUUCCUCACCUGUUUGACAGUUACUUAUUUUAAUGUCUCUGACUUUGAACCCUUUCUCCCGCAAAGGGGGCAUUAUCUAUAAAAGUAAUACCUUGGAUCAAGAAAGUUUAUGAGACUUUGGUUGUAAGAUGGUGUUUUAACAUAAAACAUGUCUUCUCUGAAAUCACCUAAAAGUAAACACCCUGGCCAUUAGAAAAAAAAAUCAGAUCCGUAUUUUGGGCCAAAAUAAUCAAACUAAAAACACAGUUGAUUUUGAAAAUAUAUCCAAUUUGACUAUUUUGACCUAAAAUUUGAAAUUCUUGACAAUUUUCACUUUAAUCAGUAGCCCUGCUAGUAUUUUAUCGUGUCCAUUGACCAAAUAUUUAGGAUUGUACUGUCCUUUUAAAUUCUACCAAUUUCAUUCCCAUACUAUAGCAGAGCUGCUCUCUGAAUGUUGCUACUAAGGAUAUAUGUGUCAUUUCGAACCAAUUGUUUUGAAGGAUUAUGGCUUGCUGGCCUUUUAUUACAACAUUGUUCCAUUUUGUUAACAAUGGCGUGAUUGAAUAGACCGCUUUACAGUAUAUGGAGUAGUGUGUACAGCAUUUUGUUUAAUUUGGUUUGAAUGUGUUGUAAUUUUUAUUGCCUUAUAUUUAUGUAAUAAAAACCAAAAUCACUUAUUGGGUCAUCUGUGCUUUUAAAAAAAAAAAAAAAUCUUUUUAUGUGUUAUGUUUACUGUGUGUUGGGUUUUAAUGAAUGAUUUUGUGAUGCUGCUGGCAUCCACUUUAGAGAUUGAUAACAUUUAUAUUAUGGUUUUCAGAUUGGCCUCUUUGCACUUGUUGCAGUUUCAGAAAACACAUCAGAAUUUGAAAAAUUAAUACAGCUUUCUAAACGGUAUGUUGUUAUAUGUCUGUGUGUGUGUAUAUAUAUAUUAUAUAUAUAUAUGAAACAAGGUGGCUGCAUCCACCUUAACAUGCAUAAAUGCAUGUUGCUGCUGGGGCCAAUUUAUACAAUACACAAGAUCCAGCGCUCUCACUCAUCCACUAAACAGCAACUUCAAAGCUCACAGAUUUUAUUAGUUUUUUUUUUUUUUUUAAACACCUAAUCUAGGCAAAAAUAAUGGGGUUUAAGUACAGUAUAUGAACAUACAAUGCAUAAGCCUGCCACAACGUCAAUGUACCCUAUCUUUGGCAGGUCCGACUCUAACAGCCUAAUGUCUGCUUUUAUUAGAUUAACCCACUUACUUGGGGAAAAGAUUCCAUCUGGGGCUCUCUGCAGUACAAGGCUAAACAGGGCCCAGGAAUCAGGCACCUGUGACGGAGAGGGGUGCAGAAUCAAGGAGGUGAUACAUUUAUCAGUUAUGGCUGUUAAAGUGGGUCUGCCGUUCUAAACUUACCUUGUUUCAAUCCGUUCCUCAUUUCUAAUCUGUUCUUCUAUUCUUCUUUGUCGAUCCUUUUCUCUUAAAAUAUAUAGAAGGGACUUCUUUGCAUUAUGCAUUUUCUCUCAACUUGACAAAUGGCGGUUAUACCUUUUUAAAGUUUUAUCACUUCCCUCAGCUAUUGUUAUUGAUGGCUGGGGGAAUAAGGCAUUGUCUUGCUCAUCGACUGACAAUAUAUGUGGAGGCUCCUAUGGAGGGCUUGCAGGAUCCUCCACAGACAUCAGUGCUGUACUUUAGUGCAUGUUCACGAGUACAACACUGAUGCUCCUUGCUGAUGAAGUGUCUUGAGCUAAAGAUAAAAGGUAGAACUGCCACAAGUACAGCCUCAGGUAAGUAUAUCUACAUUCUGCUGCACCUCCAGGCCACCAUACACCAAGUGGCUGUGUCACCAUCGGGGGCCUUUCCAAAAUAUGCAAAGAUUCCAUCCCAAGGUGACUUAGCUGCUUUACGUUUCUUACUAUGCAUUUCUCACACUACUUUGUUGACAGUGGUUGUUUUGUAUCUAUAUAACUAGUGAAUUGUCUGAAAUGGAAAGUGAUUUCAAAAUGUUUAAGCCAAAAUUGUCAAAGUGAAAAAGUAGCUGAGGAUUUUUCUGGCUUUGCUUUUGUGACCCAAAAUGUAAAAUUUACUUUGAACUUCCUGCAAAUCACAUGCUAGUGAAUAACCAUGGAAAAUACAUAAACAAUGACACGUCUUUUAACAUUUAUAAAGCAGUUUAUAAAGCCAAACCAAUAAAGCAAAUACACACCUAAAUGUCCCCUUUAAAUAUUGUCAGAAACAUUUAUUAAUAAUUGCCUUGGAUAUCCUGAGUGUAAUUUUGGACGUUUCUGUUGUUUAAUGCGUUUACUUUACUACUUCCAGACAUGCAGGUUUAGUCUUUCCUUGCCUUGGGGUGCAUCCAGUGCAAGGAACUGCAGAACAGCCACGCAGCGCUACUCUGAAGGUAAAACGCUAUAAUGUGUCAUUACAAAAAUUAGUGAGAUUUGUAUUUAUCUGCUAUGGAUUAAACGUAAAGUUAUCUUGAGCAAAAAGAUUCCCUCAGUAUUACCCAUGUAAUAGUGAUUCUUGAUGACGUUAAUGUCACCAUUUUCAACUAAAUUACAUUUUAUGUUGCAGGAUCUAUGUCAAAGCAUUUAUUUACUUCUUCAAAACAUGUAUUUUUUCCAGCUAUAAAAACUUGUGCUAAAUAUGUCUUUUGCUGCAGUCAGUGACAGAUUAGCUUUCAUUGUAUACAGUCAUAGCUACAGUCAAUCACUAAUCACUGCAGUUGUGGUUUUCAAAAAUCAACACAUGCAUGUGCAUUUUAAAUGCCCUUGUUAUGUGAUUUAUAUUAUGUGCCUGAAUGCAAGCUGUACAGGGAAAGAAUAUGACAUUGUAGUUUUAAAAAAGUCAACUCUUAGGGCGAAGCUAACCCCCCCUUCAGAACUGUCCCAUGUCUGCGGAGCUCUGUUGACAAGGUACAAAAAACCUACAAAGAAGGUUUUUUUCUCAAACACAAACUGCACUGGCAAUAGCCGAAGGUGUCCACAAGCGUAUGGGGCAGAAGAACAAGAAACCAGACAACUUAAGCAAGCUCUUUUGAAGGCCGCAUGGUGCGAGCGGGCCUGACAUGGCGGAUGCCCUGGAUGAUUUCUCCGACAUCUCGGAUGAUGUCCCCCUGCAAAGAACAGAGGACCUGGGAUACCAGUGAUCUCCCAGGCCCCUUCCGGAGGCAGCUCGGUCUCAACCCUGGUUAUCACAGCCAUCCUGACUAACCUCCUGGCCAACCUCCGUAAAAGCCUUUCUGCAGACAUAUCCCAAGUACGGGAAGCUGUCGGGGUUCACAGCCCGCCUAACCACAGUAGAACAAACAGUGAAAAUGCAUACUCCCCAAAUCUCAGACCUGCAGAAACAGGUGAGGGACCUCACUGCAGCUCAGACAAACUUUGACAGCCAGCUGGCAUCUCUGGAGGAUAAGAGGAGGUGGAAACACCUGAAGAUCAGGGGUAUAUCAGAAACCACUACUAUGGCAAAAAUACCACCCUUCUUACGCAGGCUGUUUAUGGCCAUACUACCCCUUAAAACAGCGAAGGGUAUCCAGCUGGACGGCAUGUUUCGCCUUCCCAAGCCUCAGUCUGCUACUACCCUAGCUAUCAGUGACCUGCUGAUUUAAAUUUCAAAACGGUCAAGACAGGGCAGCCAUCUUAAAUACCACCAGGGGAAAGACCCCAUACCACUUCGAAGAAAUGGUACUCACGUUCUGCACUGACCUCUUUAGAUCAACACUGCAGUGGAGGAAGUUGCUUAGACAUCCAGGCUAGCGUCCCAGGGCCUGAAGUAUCACUGGGGCACGCCUCGUACACUGAUAUUCCAGCACAGAAUGGUGCAGAACACAGAGUCACAGAAGCAUCAGAAAUGGAUGUAGUUUUGUCCUCCCUGGUAACCGGUCCUAACCCUCGACCCGCUACAAACAUAUGGGAUCCAGCCAACGCGGUCCCAUUCACUUCUUCAUCGCGAGGAGCAAAAGGUAUCGCUAUCACCUGACUGCAGCAAUUUUAGUGUUGGGUCUUGUGUCUCCUUUUUCUUAGUUUCACUUUUCUUUUCUUUAAUGCUUUUAUUUUGUUUUGUUUAAAAGUUGUUCAUCACUUAAGUGUUCACUCACCUUAUGUUAACCGCGACAGAGCGUCCCACAUAGGCUGAAACUGGGCAAGACGAGACCCGGUUAGCUCCCAUGAUUGUAACCAUUCCCCAGCUCCGAUCUCUUCAACCCACAUGCAAAACCUUAAAUGGAGCUGUUCCAUCCAACACUUUGCAAUACCAUACCUAGUUAUCUGUUUUUAUUGAUGUUCAUUACUGAUCAUCAGUCAUAUAACCAUCCUGCGCCCUAGCUGUCACACUCACGAGCCCUCGCCUUGAUUUAAUCUUGGGCCCACUAUCUAGGCACAGCAGAAGUCCAUAGCACGUUAGGGCAAAGGAAAACAUUUAAACUUAAUCAGGUUUCUGUUAUCAGUUAUGCACCACACCAUACACCCAUUGUAGCUCAUCCUCUUCAGCCACACUCUGCAAUCCGAGUACAGGAAUUAAAUAUCAUCCGUCUUCACUGAAUUAAAAAUGUGUUGUUGUUGUUGUUGUAGACAUUCCUAGCCAAUAUUGCUUUCUCUCUCUUAAGUAUUGUAAUUGCUAUGAUGUCAUAUUACUCUUUAAUGUUAAAGUUAAAAGAGGUCAGCGCUAAUAAUAAUAAUAAAAAACAAGUAGGCAGCUGCCUAGCAGAGGGUAACCCUCUAACUCUCUAGCUUAAGAGUAGGAAACAACAACAACAGUAGUGCAAGGGUGCGCCAAAGUGUAUCAAUGUGGACUAUGGAUAAUAAAACAAGUAUAUAAAUAAAGCAUAUAUAUGAAAUUAAUGCACAUAAAUUAGUCCAAAAUAGUUUAAAGUUGCACCCUGGCGACGAGUGUCUUUUAAGGUGCUUUUGGUGAUGGGGUGUCCUCACUGUUUAUAGUAGUCCAAUUGUUCUCGUAAUAUGGAAGACACAAAAUAAGAGACCGAUCGUAUAGACUGUGUGGGUCAAUAUAUGUGAGAAGAUAUAUAUAUAUAUAACUCACAUUUAGGAGAGCUAAAGCCAGCUCAGGUAUAACGGGCGUACAGCGGUAUGAUCCCCGCUUAUGGGAUAUAUAGGUGGUUGUCUUCUGGAGGGAAUGAUGUCCAACUCUCAGGAAAGGGAUUUAUAAAAACAGCUGAUAGUGCUCUCUGUUUAACAGGAUAUAGAAUUGUAUGAAAAUAAAAAUGUACAGGCCAACUGCACUAUGAUAACAGCGUUGGUGGUAUGAUCCCCACCUCGGAAAAGCUUGUAAGCAUGUGAUAAAAUCAAUAAGCAGCCAGGUAAAAAAGAGAAUGUGUAUAAAAAGAUAGUUGGCACAAUUAGUGACCAAAAAACCUUUAAUUAUAUAAAAUACACAAAUAAUAAAACCCCCAGCUAUGCCAACCUGUUUAUGGCAGACUGGGAGUCCAGUGCCGUUUGGGGAGGGCAUGCCUGGGAGCACAGCCUGGUCUCCUAUUUCAGAUAUAUUGAUUACUUAUUUUUUAUAUGGAAGGGCUCUGAGGACUCCCUCAAUUCUUUUAUAACCCAUCUCAACACCAACAGUAGGGGUAUCAUUUUAUCUUGUGAAUACAGUAAAGACACGAUUAACCUUUUAGAUUUAAAUAUUUUUAUUAAAGAUGGGGCAGUUCACACAAAAACUUUUUUUUUUUUUUUUUUAAAGUAUGCAACAAUACAGCAAUAGACCACACCAGCUGUCACCAUAAGCCAUGGCUUGAAAGUGCCCCCAAGAGCCAAUUCUUAGGUAUACGCAGAAACUGUUCUUACAUUGAUGAUUUUAACAAGCAAUCACUACUUUAAAAAAAACAAAAACAUUUACUGACUACUACAAACAGUGAGGACACCUCAUUACCAAAUGCACCUCAAAAGACACUCAUCGCCAGAGUGCAACUUCAAACUAUUUUGGACUAAUUUAUGUGCAUUAACUUCAUAUAUAUGCUUUAUUUAUAUACUUGUUUUAUUAUCCAUAGUCCACAUUGAUGCACUUUGGCGCAGCCUUGCACUGCUGUUGUUGUUGUUUCCUACUCUUUAAUGUUAACCUACGCACUGCAAAAAUAAAAAAUUUAAAAAAAAGUCAACUCUCACUGAGAUCAUAUAACCAUACAAAAAUAUCUACAAAUAUAAACAUAACAAAUGGGACAUAGAGUGGUAUUGUAACAUUACACCAAUGUGUAUUUAGUGAUUAGUUGAACUCACAAAAGUAUUUUUUGCUAGAGAAAUUCUUCAAUCUUUAUAAAGUCCAGUAUGUGUUAGAGACUAGAAAAAAAAGCAAAUUUAUAGAGCAGGAUUGCUAGAUAAAAGAAUACUUUUAUUCAGAUUUUACUUUCUGUAUAUUUGCCUUUUUUCUAGUCUCCAACAAGUACUGCACGUUAUAAAGAUUGAAGAAUUUCCAUACGCUGUUCUGUGUGAUAAACCUUCUAGCAAAUUACUUUUGUGAGUUCAACUAAUCACUAAAUAUACAUUGGUGUAUGUUACAAUACCACUCUGUCACAUUUUUUAUGUUUAUAUGUGUAGAUAUUUUUGCAUGAUAAUAUGUAUGAAGAUUUAGAGGAAUGUUAUUAUAUCUGCAAUACAAGGUGUAUAAGGGUAAUAUUUAUUGUUUUUUGUUUUUUAUCCAUACAUCUUUUCUCACUGCUGGUACCUUGGGUGUUUUAUUGUCUGAUUGAGAUCACGUAUGUUCUAGACAGUGACCCAACCAGCUUUGCUCAAAUGGAAAAUAUGCCGAAACAUUGUUACAGUGUUUGUAGUUACCAUGUGUAGUACUGUUUUGUAUUUAUUUUUCUCUUUAGUCUAGUAUAUUCUGUUUCUCUCAUAGGACGUAGAGGAAGCCUUGCCUCUAAUUGAACUCUAUAAAGACGAGCUGACAGCCAUUGGUGAAGUAUGGACAGAUUAAUGAUUUAUUUCUUAGAGUUUAAUGCCAUUUGUCAAUGUGAUGAGCAGUCCUCAAAGGAAUAUAUAAGCACUUGACUGAGAAUAGACAAAUAAACUCAUUGUUCUAUGACAUCGAGAUCCAUUCAUAGUUUGGCGGUGAAGGUCCCCCACGCCUCAGAUUUGUUUGACCACUCAUUAUAAGUUGAAUAGAUGGGCUCUGUUCUUUGUAUUUGUCAGUUUCACACAGUGGGAGUUUAAUGAUGAUGCCCAACUAAACAGACUUAAAUAACACUUAUUUUUUUCUACACACCAAGCUUCAUGGAUUUAAUGAGAUAGAUUGUAUUUAGACAUAAACAGAUAUAAGAAUUGAUUGUAGAUAGAAGGGUUUAUUCACCAACCAAUGAUGUAGCACUGACUCAGAGUCAGGACCAAGCUGGGUCAGGGCAGGUAGCACUGACUCAGAGUCAGGACCAAGCUGGGUCAGGGAAGUUAGCACUGACUGAGAGUCAGGAACAAGCUGGGUCAGGGAAGUUAGCACUGACUCAGAGUCAGGACCAAGCUGGGUCAGGGAAGGUAGUAGCACUGCCUCAGAGUCAGGACCAAGCUGGGUCAAGGCAGGUAGCACUGACUCAGAGUCAGGACCAAGCUGGGUCAGGGAAGGUAGCACUGACUCAGAGUCAGAACCAAGCUGGGUCAGGGAAGUUAGCACUUACUCAGAGUCAGGACCACGCUGGGUCAGCGAAGGUAGCACGGCAUAAGAAUGAGCAAGGAGAGGACAAGUGGCUCUAGAUCAAAACCGGGAAAUUGCAUGUUCAGGAACAGGCUCUGCCCUCAGAAUAGAAAAGUAAUCUCAUUGAAUGAAAAAAUGAAAGAGCUGGAUAAUAUGUGCAUGUUUUACAUUUUUUUGCAUGAAGUGUCCUUGUGGACUGAAUAUGAAUUUGCACAUGCACAGACUGGAUGUCCAAAACCAAAUAUGUAGUGGUUGUAUUUUGGAUCUUGGCCCAGCUGUGCAAAUCAAUUGCUAUCGUACUAUAUUUAUUGUUUAUUAAACCCCAAUAAAUACUGAAGAAUCCUCUAUCAUUCCUUCAAUUUUGCAGCCAAAUAGAGAGAUUGGGAACUAAACUCAGUCAGAGCACAUUGUAGCUGCUAUGGUUGUUGCCAUGACUGUUUAGUGAUGUCUUUUGCAUGGAUUGUUUCAAUGUCUUUUAUUUAGACAAAGAGGCAAACAGUUCAAUUAACUUGCUGAUUGCAAGAAUGAAUUAUGACAGUUUGUGGAUAACAAUGUUUUCAUGUCUGACAGCAGCCAAAAAUACAUGCCAUAGCUUCUAUGAAACUGUUGACAUACUUCGAUGUUUGGAAACUGUUCUUCCUUGAUAUCCCUGCUAGCCUUGUUUUUCCCUGCAGGUCGGAUUGGAUUUCACCCCGCGGAUUGCUUCCACAGAUGAUCAGAAAGAUGAACAGCGAAAAGUUUUCAUUCAGCAGAUAGAAUUGGCAAAGCGGCUAAAUUUACCACUGUGAGCUUCUUCUUGUACCAUAAGAUUGUUUAGACUUUUUGAGACAUUACUCAUCUGAUUAACAAUUGGGUAAUAGUUGUUUUUUACAUUUUGAAAUGUAUAUUUUUAGUUGGUUGACUAUACAUUAAGAAGGAAUCAGCUUAAUGUGUGUAAAUGUUAGAAGGCUGAUGCCACUGUCAGAACUUUCAGAUCAUAGAUUGCAGGCUUCAAGUUUUUUUUUGUGUUUAUCAUCAGUUUAAUUUUGUCUACAUUAAAAGUGAACCACAUGCUUGGAGGCCAUCGUGUCUUCUAGCCAGCAUUCAUAAUCACUGUCUGUGUCAGAUCGUCAAGACUCUCUCACUUCUAUGGUGCACAUACUACCUUUAAUACAUUUAAAUGCUCUUAAAGGAACACUAAAACCAUAGUCUGCUUUGGGUAGUGCCUGAAGCCCUGCGUGGAUUAGCUCAUUGCCUAAGAGUAAUUAGCUGAAGGUUCGACUCCUUACAGUGUGUGGGGGGGAAGGGGGUCCAGGGCACUCCAAGCACCAUACUACGACCAUAACAUACUGCAAUACUACAACUUGCUUCCUAAUCAAACCUUUAAAAAAACAAGCUACAAUAAAUGUAAUCUCUCAAUCAUUGUAAUUAGCGGUCUAUUUAGUUUUUUCUGUUUAUUUUACCAUUGAAUGUGCUGAUAAAUAGAUGUUGUUGCAUGAAUUUUUUAGCAAACUGUAUUACCAAAAAUAUAAAGAUUACGAAGUACAUGGUAUUCACAGUACUUAAAAUGCAUUCAACGCAGCUUUGAUUGUCAGUAAAAUUUCACAUUUGCAGUUUUAUUAUUUUCCUCCCCAGAAAUGUUCACUCUCGCUCUGCUGGAAGACCUACUAUUAAUCUUUUAAAAGAGCAAGGUAUGCCGUCUUUGAAGGUUGGUAAGGUGACUGACCUUUUUCUUUGUUUAGUGCUAUGCUUUUUUAUCAUCAAAUAAUGAUUGCUAUGUAUGUUGCUGUAGUAAAGCCACACAUUGGAUGGUAGAAUAUAUGUUUCGGAAUGUUUAACCCUGGAAAUACAUUUUGUGUACCGCAUUAAGUCAGUAUAGAUGACUCUUUUUCUAUAAUACAUUAUGUGGAUAAUGCAUGAAAACUUAAAAACGAAUAAUGAGUAAAGAAGACCUCAGGAGAGGAAAGGGUUAUUUACAAAAAGAACAACAAAAACCUAAAGAGGUUGUCAUAUCAGAUUAUAUAGAUAUUUUUUAAACGGUUUGGAUGCUUUUUUGAAUACAUUAAAUAUUUAAGAAUAUAAUUGAUAUUUCUGUGAACAGGUUGCUGAUCCAAGGCGAAAUUUGAUUGCCAUAAUGGAGUCAAGAAGGAUUGUUUUUUCCUUUUUGUGGCAUAAUUGGAAAUGGCUACAAUUGUUUGGUUUUUUUUUGCCUUCUUUUGGAUCAGCAGCAUAAAAACAUGGGUGUCAAGGUUGAACAUGAUGGACUUAAGUCUUUUGCAACCUAGCUUACAAUACGAUUCUCAUCUUUGAAGCUCCAGUAGUUUCUGAAAAUAUACAAGAUUUGCAUCUUCUGUAGUGAGUGCGCCCUAGACCAGGCAGUGGCUGAGACCUCUGUUUACAUGUGUUACCCCUGAAUCCUAAGUAUUCAUUUAAUUUAUUUUCAGGAGCUGAGAAGGUGCUGCUGCAUGCAUUUGAUGGGAAACCCUCGGUGGCCAUGGAAGGUGUUAAAGCUGGAUACUACUUCUCCAUUCCUCCCUCCAUCAUUAGAAGUGAACAGGUAAAGUUUUUAAAUCCUUACUAACCCAUAUAUAAAAAGAAUAAGUUUCCUUUAGCAGUCUAUUUCUGUGUUAUGUCACAUAACUUGUUUAAGCAUUAUCAGGUCAAACCCAGUUUCACCUUUUUCAUUGCCAUUUGAAAUACCUUGGGUUCUCUUCUUUUGCAAAUGGUAUGCCAUCAUGGAGUAAUUCUCAUUCCUGGGCUACCAUACGCUCUCAAAGGCAACAUAACCAAUCUGGCAGAUUUUAAUGUGAAAAUAAAAAUGGAAAAUCAAGCCUUAUAUUUGACCCUGUAACUUUCAAACACUAUAAAUGCUGUACAUGGGGGUACUGUUGUACUCGGGAGACUUCGCUGAACACAAAUAUUAGUGUUUGAAACAGUAAAACGUAUCACAACAAUUAUAUCAUCAGUGAAAGUGCAGUUUGUGUGUGAAAAAUGCAAAAAACUUCACUUUCGCUGGCAAUAUCAUCGCUGUGAUAGGGUUUACUGUUUGGAAACACUAAUAUUUGUGUAUAACACUGCCUCUGCUGGCCUGCCUUCUACCCGUAGAGCAUCCUGCUGCCAUCUCUUCCCCAGGUAAACGACGCACGUGCCAAGCACUGAUCUAAAAGAAAAAAAAAACGUGAUUCAUCAGACCAUUCAACCUUCUUCUAUGGUCCAGCUCUAACGCUCAUGUCCCGAUUGAAGGCACCUUUGGUAAGGGACAGGGGUCAUUAUAAAAACUCUGACCAGUCUACAGCUACACAGCCCCGUACACAACAAACUGUGAUGCACUGUGUGCUCUGAUACCUUUCUAUCUAUUAAGUUUUUAGCAAUUAGAGUUACAGUAGCUCUUGGGCUCCCAUCACCCUGAAGCCAUUUUACUGGUUGUUUUUCCUUGCACCACUUUUGGUAGGUACUAACCACUCCAUACCAGGAACACCCCACAAAACUUGCCGUUUUGGCUUUGGAGAUGCUGUUACCCAGUCGUCUAGCAUUACUGUAUAGUCCUUGUCAAGGUCACUCAGGUCUUGUCGCUUGCACAUUUUCCCAGCUUCCAAAACAUGAAAUUAAAGAACUGACUGUUCACUUGCUGCCUAACAUAUCCCACCACUUGACAGCUGCCAUUGUAAUGAUAUAAUCAAUGUUAUUUACUGCACCUGUCAGUGGUUUUAAUGUGGCUGAUCAGUGUAUAUGCCAUAUACUUUUAUAAAUUGCAAGUUGUAACAUGCUGGCUUUUUAUUUAAUGAUGGGACCUGGUUCGCUAUAUGACACAGUAAAGAGAAUUACGAUUGCUAUCUUUGUGCACAAUGCAAUCAUUUAUUUGAGAGUUCAACAACAACAAAAAAAUCUUAAUUUUGGUUUUGAUUAAAUUAAAUUAAAUUCAUGUUUGUUUUUUUACAAAUCUAUCUAGAGAUAAGUGGUAUCUUCAGGAAAACUGUAUUUGCCAUAAACUACUGAGCAGAUAAUUGUUUUAUUUUAUUUGGGAGGAUUAGAUAAUUAUUUUGUUUUAAUACUCUACCUUUAUAGUGCAUGUUGAUAGAUGCUCUUAGUGUCCUAAUUAAACAACAAAGUGUCAUUUUAAUGUAAAGUAUUGGGUUGAAAUUUUGCUUGUGUUCAUAUCACUCAUUUCUCAGUGACAGCUUAGAAUAUUUAUACUAUUUUAAUCUCUUUAUACUUUGCUUUAAGAAGCAGAAACUGGUGAAACAGCUGCCUCUAGAGAACAUAUGUUUAGAAACAGACUCUCCAGCUCUUGGUCCAGAAAAACAGGUAUUCACAGCUCUAACUAUUAACAACUGGAAAAAGGCUUAUAAACAAUGAUUACGCAUUUACACACUAAACUGAAUAUUGGAUGACAAGUCCCCUUCACAGCCGUAUACCUCUAAUCUAUGCACUGUAUACCUCUAAUCUAUGCGGUGUAUACCUCUAUUCUAUGCAGUGUAUAACUCUAAUCUAUGCCAUGUAAACCUCUAUUCUGUGUGGUGUAUAUAUCUAUUCUGUGCGGUGUAUACCUCUAAUCUAUGCGGUGUAUACCUCUAAUCAAUGCGGUGUAUACCUCUAUUCUGUGCGGUGUAUACCUCUAUUCUGUGCGGUGUAUACCUCUAUUCUGUGUGGUGUAUGCCUCUAAUCUAUGCGGUGUAUGCCUCUAAUCUAUGCAGUGUUUCCCUUUAUUCUAUGCGGUGUAUGCCUCUAAUCUAUGCGGUGUAUGCCUCUAAUCUAUGCAGUGUAUGCCUCUAAUCUAUGCGGUGUAUGCCUCUAUUCCAUGCAGUGUAUACCUCUAUUCUAUGCGGUGUAUACCUCUAAUCUGUGCGGUGUAUACCACUAAUCUGUGCAGUGUAUACCUCUAUUCUGUGCGGUGUAUACCUCUAUUCUGUGCAGUGUAUGCCUCUAAUCUAUGCGGUGUAUACCUCUAAUCAAUGCGGUGUAUACCUCUAUUCUGUGCGGUAUAUACCUCUAUUCUGUGUGGUGUAUGCCUCUAAUCUAUGCGGUGUAUGCCUCUAAUCUAUGCAGUGUUUCCCUCUAAUCUAUGCAGUGUAUGCCUCUAAUCUAUGCGGUGUAUGCCUCUAUUCUAUGCAGUGUAUACCUCUAUUCUAUGCGGUGUAUACCUCUAAUCUGUGCGGUGUAUACCACUAAUCUGUGCAGUGUAUACCUCUAUUCUGUGUGGUGUAUACCUCUAUUCUGUGCAGUGUAUGCCUCUAAUCUGUGCAGUGUAUGCCUCUAAUCUGUGCAGUGUAUGCCUCUAAUCUGUGCGGUGUAUGCCUCUAAUCUGUGCGGUGUAUGCCUCCAAUCUAUGCGUCGUGUGCCUCUAAUCUAUGCAGUGUUUCCCUUUAUUCUAUGCGGUGUAUGCCUCUAAUCUAUGCAGUGUAUGCCUCUAAUCCAUGCGGUGUAUAUCUCUAUUCUAUGCGGUGUAUAUCUCUAUUCUAUGCGGUGUAUAUCUCUAUUCUAUGCUGUGUAUACCUCUAUUCUAUGCGGUGUAUACCUCUAAUCCAUGCUGUGUAUGCCUCUUAUCUAUGCGGUGUAUACCUCUAUUCUAUGCGGUGUAUACCUCUAAUCCAUGCGGUGUAUGCCUCUAAUCCAUGCGGUGUAUAUCUCUAUUCUAUGCGGUGUAUAUCUCUAUUCUAUGCGGUGUAUGCCUCUAUUCUAUGCAGUGUAUACCUCUAUUCUAUGCGGUGUAUACCUCUAAUCUGUGCGGUGUAUACCACUAAUCUGUGCAGUGUAUACCUCUAUUCUGUGCGGUGUAUACCUCUAUUCUGUGCAGUGUAUGCCUCUAAUCUGUGCAGUGUAUGCCUCUAAUCUGUGCAGUGUAUGCCUCUAAUCUGUGCGGUGUAUGCCUCUAAUCUGUGCGGUGUAUGCCUCCAAUCUAUGCGUCGUGUGCCUCUAAUCUAUGCAGUGUUUCCCUUUAUUCUAUGCGGUGUAUGCCUCUAAUCUAUGCAGUGUAUGCCUCUAAUCCAUGCGGUGUAUAUCUCUAUUCUAUGCGGUGUAUAUCUCUAUUCUAUGCUGUGUAUACCUCUAAUCCAUGCUGUGUAUGCCUCUUAUCUAUGCGGUGUAUACCUCUAUUUUAUGCGUUGUAUACCUCUAUUCUAGGCAGUGUAUACCUCUAAUCUAUGCAAAAUUAGAAGCAAAAUAUAUAGAUUGAAAGAUGUCUUUACUUACCUGAAGAUUGACUGCUCCUCACCCAGCAUGUCGCAGCUGGCACACCUCUAAAAUUAUUAUUAUCAUUUUUAUUUAGCAUUUAUAUAGCACCAACAUAUUCUGCAGCGCUUUACAGUCAUAAAAUGGGGAUAUUUAAUUACAAGUAAUUGACAUAUAGAAUAUAACGUAGACAAGCACGAAGGCCAAGCUCAAACUAGUGGUAAAGAAUACAAAGCAUGACAGAAGGCAGGACGGAUUGAUGGAUACGGUGGUUGUGUCGAAAUAAGCUAAUAAAAGUGGCGUGUGGAAGGAGAGAGAGGGAGCUGGGCUAUGGAAGUAAGGGGAACUGAGGAGGGCAAUUGUAAUAAAAGAAGUAUCAUCCAGGAACGUAGUAGGAUGAUAAUAGUAAAGACUUGUGUGUUCGGUGACUUCUUAAAGAACUGGAGGCUAGGGGACAGUCUGAUUGUACGAGGUAGGGAGUUAAAUAGAAAUGGGACAGCGCUUGGAAAACUCCUGUAGAUGAGAGUUAGCGGUGUGGAAAGAAGCAUAUGACAGCGGAGCGGAGGGAAAGAGAAUGGAUGUAUUUGUUGAGAAAAGGAGACGUGUAGGGAAGAGUGGAAUUAUUGAGGGCUUUGCAAGUUAGUGUUAGCAAUUUGAAUUGGAUAUUUGAAGGAUACAAGAAGCAAAUUUGAAGAAUGGCAAAGGGGUGAGGUGUGAGAGUAGCGGGCAGUCAGGAAGAUGAGCCUGAAUACAUUUUAGACUAAAGAGGGGCAAUGCCAGCAUUUGGAAGGCAGAUGGGUCGUGAGUUGCAAUAGUCAAGUCAGUAAAUGAUGAGCACAUAACCAAAUACCUUAGUUGUAUUUUAAGUUGGAAAAUGGCAAACGUGAACUCCAAUGCACAAGCUUGGGGAGCUGGGGGUAACAGAUGUCCCAUUGACGUGUAGGGAGAUAGAUGAAGGUGGACUAUUUGAUGGGGGAAAGAUGACAAAUUCAGUUUUAGAAAGAUUAUGUUUUGAGAAAACAGGAAGCCAUCCUGUUAGCGAUGGAAGAGAGGCAGUUUGUGACACAUUCCAGGACACAGGAAAGAGGUCAGGGGAGUAGAGAUAAAUCUGAGUAUUGUCAGCAUAUAGAUGUUAUGGAAAGCAAAAAGUGUUAUUAUUAUUUAUAAAGUGCAAAGACUAACAGGGUCAAAAAAUGCAUGGUGUAAUAUUUUUUUAUGAAAUCAUAGAUGCUGAGUAGACAGCCAUGUUGAAAGUACCUUCAUUGUACAAAAAGUACCAGAUUGCUAUAUAUUUAACCGCACACUUUAUCAUAUUAUGUUGUACCACAGUGGUGUAAUCCGAUUAGCAUUUCAGAAUGAACAUCUACUGCAUCUCAAAGCAGAAGUAGCAGAUCAUAUAGAAGUCACCUUGCUACACGGUACUGACUUGGGGAAUUAUUCUCUUGACAGUUAUUUGUUCUGAGUAACUACUUUGCAAAAUUUAGACCAAACUAGCUAAACUGAAAACAAAAAUGCAGAUUAUUUUUGUUCCUCAUGGCCACAUACCCAUGGCUUGGUAUGUCAGCAGUGAUUUGGAAGGGCUUGCAUGUGCUGUUCCCCUUUGCAAGAGCUUGCAAGUCCAAGGACUACCCCUUUUUGUUGUGACUGGUGCUUUACAUGACUAUGGGACAAGGGUAGUGCCCUUUAAAAAGGCAGUGUUUACACUGCUGCCUAACACCACCUCUAGUUGCAGUCACGCCAACAGCCACUAGAGGGACUUCCUGAGUUCAGCACUGCAAAGAUUUCAGGACUGAUGUUCAGCGUCUCCAGUUAAAAGCACCCCAUAGAGACACAUUUAGUCAGUGCAUCUUAAUGAGGAAAUGCUGAUUGGCUCAGCGCUUCGAUUUGCUGCUCACGCGCACUAGCCUCCCAGCUUUAAGUCAUCUGAGAUCAUAAGUAUUGAUAAUCUUGGUCAGCAGUGGCAGAGCGGCGUCGAUGAGACCAGUGGCACACAUGGGGAAAUAAAGUUGUGUAAAUUGCAUUUAUAAUUACUUCUGGAGGGGAGUGAUAGUCUAACUAGUUUUAAUAACAUUCUAGCGUGUUAUGAGCUCUGCUAUAAAGCCUUCCUUGUUAAUUUGAUUAAUUUGGUAAAUGAGAUACUGAAAUGACUGUAUCCGACUACCAUAACCACUUUAAUGAGCUGAAGCAAUUAUGGUGCCUAGUAUGUAAUUUUAGUUCUGUAAAUUUACUCAGUGGCCUAACUGCAUAAAUAAAAUCUGCGUUUCAGUAAGGCAGUAAGAGGAAGCACUAGUUGACUUGCGUUUGAUUUGUUUUGCAUUGUAAAGUAGUUCACAGACAAAUUGCUUAAUUUGUAUAAAAAUUUACAUUUAGCUUACAUUAUUGAACCCAGCUGUAAAUCAGAUGUUCAGGCAAUGCGGAUACUGUAGCUGGAGCACUAUCCACUAGGCCAGGAGUUCUCAACGUUAGUCCUCAGGACCCCCUACCAGUCCAGGGUUUAGGGAUUACCUGGGUGUCUCUAAGGUGUUUAGAAAAAGAAAAAAAAACACCUUAGAGUCUAAGGUGUUUUUUUCCCUUUUUCUAAACACCUGAGACACACCCAGGUAAUCCCCAAAUCCUGGACUGGUAGGGGGUCCUGAGGACUGGGUUGGGAACCCCUGCACUAGGCUAUCUCAAUAGCAAGUAACAUAUAAAUAGUUUAUAUUUUAUCUGGUAUAUUUGCUGGUAUCUAAGCUACAAUGACUGCACUACAAAGAAUCUCCCAGUCAUAGGCAUCAUAUUAUCAUAGGCCUUAUAUCCGUAAGUGCUUUAGGUAAAGCCAGAUUAAGUCAUUCAGAACAGGGGUUCCAAACCCAGUCCUCAAGUACCCCCUACCAGUCCAGGAUUUAGGGAUUACCCUGUUGUGUCUAAAGGUUUUUGUUUUUUUCUAAAAACACACAACUGGGUAAUCUCUAAAUCCUGGACUGUUAGGGGGUACUUGAGGACUAAGUUGGGAACCACUGAUUGAGAGCAUUUGUAUCACUCAAUUAUUCAGCAUGUCUAAAUGUAUUAAUGGCUUUUAUAUGAAAAAGGAGAACUUUAAUAAGUAAUAUUAAAGGACCACUCUAGGCACCCAGACCACUUCAGCUUAAUGAAGUGGUCUGGGUGCCAGGUCCUUCUAGGGUUAACCCAUUUUUUCAUAAACAUAGCAGUUUCAGAGAAACUGCUAUGUUUAUGAAUGGGUUAAGCCUUCCCCCAUUCCUCUAGUGGCUGUCUCAUUGACAGCCACUAGAGGCGCUUGCGUGCUUCUCACUGUGAUUUUCCCAGUGAGAGCACGCCAGCGUCCAUAGGAAAGCAUUGAGAAUGCUUUCCUAUGUGACCGGCUGAAUGCGCGCGCAGCUCUUGCCGCGCGUGCGCAUUCAGCCACGGGGCGGAUCGGAGGAGGAUCGGAGGCAGAGAGCUCCCCGCCCAGCGCUGGAAAAAGGUAAGUUUAACCCCUUUUCCCCUUUCCAGAGCUGGGCGGGAGGGGGACCCUGAGGGUGGGGGCACCCUCAGGGCACUAUAGUGCCAGGAAAACGAGUAUGUUUUCCUGGCACUAUAGUGGUCCUUUAAUUGGCAGAACCUGAUGAUCCUUUCCUUCUAACUACAAGUGCAAUUUAGGAAGGCUGUAAAUCAGGAAGAAAGGAUAUACCACUAAAGGUUAUAGAAAGUGGUUUGCUGAUCUUGAAGAGUAAGCUGGGGAUUCAAUUCAUGGUCCUUCAUAGGAAAACACAGGAAUAAAUAUAUAUAUAUAUAUAGGAUUUAUAAAAAAUAAAAAAAACAAUGAAUUUUGGACAAUUUACAAGGCAAGUGAAAAUUGAAGGCCAGAAAUCAGCUUUUUUGUAAGCUCUACUAUUUUAGACAACUGUCAUCAAGUUUUCACUUCUCAUUUAUUUUCUUAUAAUGAAACUUAACAGUUUUAUUUUUAAAUUAUGUAUAUUGAUUUUUAGAGAAAAUUUUACUUUUUUUAUCUGACUGAGUUACCAGGUUUAUACUGAACUCUUAUCUGCCGAACUGCUGUGCAACUUAAAUUGCCUCUUGCCAUUCACUGUCAUCAAUAUUGAUGAUCUGAGCCAACCCAGUGCUUUCCGAUAGUAAGGCAUUGGGAGGCUAUUGCACAUGCGCGGCAAAAUCCCAUGUUGCGCCUAUCAGCAUCUUCUCAUGGAGAUGCAUUAAUCAGUGUAUCUCAAUGGAGAACGUUCAGCUCCUCUAUGCAGAGCGUAGAUCACUGAGAUAGGAAGCACCUCUAAAAUCUGUUUGAGUGAAAAGGCAGUGUUUAGGUUGCUGAGCAUGCAGGUACAGGCUAAAGACACCAGAAGCACUACAUUAAGCUGUAGUGAUUCUGGUGAUUAUAAUGUCUUUUUAAAUCAAGGCCUUGGAUAAUUUUUACUAAAUGUUUCUUCUGCUAAAAGAUUACUCACUAUCUAGAAGUCAGUUGUUUAUAGUACAUACAGCAUCAAUAUUAUUAAAUCAAUAUUUGUUUGUCAAAUUUUUCCUUGGUUUUUUCAUGUAUUCCAGGUCCGCAAUGAACCAAAAAAUAUCCUGUUUUCUGCAGAGUACAUUGCCAAAAUCAAGGGGAUUUCAGUGGAAGAAGUUAUUGAGAUUACAACAAAAAAUGCCAUCAAAUUGUUCCCAAGGAUACUGCAUGUUCUUCACAAAUAAAGGACUUAUUUUUUCAUAAAAUCUGGGAUGGAACGCUAUUUAUUUAGAAAGAAAAUGUGAAUAUUUAAAGGAUCAAAGGGACAAAAUUUAUUUUUAUAGUGCCCUUGUCGAGUGUGCAGGCCAAUAGCAAAUCUCAAUGUUAAUUUCUUCUGGACCUCCUUCUGUUCAAAGAUUUGUUGACAGUCAUUUCACCAUGUUUCAGACAAUAGUAGCAGUACUUUAGAAUGGGAAAAAGGCUUAAGAGGACUAUCAAAGUCUAUCAAGGUUCAUAGUUGCUACUUAAGUGAGCAUUGAUUUAAAAAAAAAAACUCUUUAAACUGUAGAAGCUUUUGAUCCAAAUACAUGGAAAAAAAGAUUGAAUGAAUAUAACCCAAAAAAAGGAGGAAAAAUUAUGAAUUAUUCCAAAAUCAAAUUUUAGCUUGGAUCAACUAGCCAUUAUUAAU
Molecule: messenger RNA, 23641 nt
Organism: Pelobates cultripes (western spadefoot toad)
Lineage: Eukaryota; Metazoa; Chordata; Amphibia; Anura; Pelobatidae
Source: the annotation of a GenBank genome assembly